GCCGGGCGAGGGGCCGCGCUGGAGGCCUUCAGAGAGCCAAGGAUCCUCUCCCAGGCCCAGAAAAGCCAGCUGCUGGUGUGAAUGUUCCCUUAGGGGCCACCAGCACCGCCGUCACGGACCCCGGAGCCCUGCUGCAGGCCUACAUAGACAGUCACCCUGUGGUCAUCUUCAGUAAGUCCACCUGCAAACGCUGUGCGGAGGUAAAGGAGUUAUUUAAAUCUAUGUGUGUUCCAUGUUUCUUCCUUGAACUUGAUCAAGCAGAGGACGGGCGCCGCCUCGAGGGAGCCCUCGCGGAGCUGACCGCGGAGACCGAGCUGCCGGUGGUGUUUGUGCAUCGGAGAAAGCUAGGCGGCCAUGGUCCGACCCUGAAGGCUUUUCAGGAGGGCAUACUUCAAAAGCUAGUGAACAUGAACGGCUCUGAGGAUCUCCCCGAGUCCUAUGACUAUGACCUCAUCAUCAUUGGAGGGGGCUCUGGAGGACUGGCGGCUGCUAAGGAAGCAGCCAAAUAUGACAAGAAGGUAAUGGUCCUGGAUUUUGUCACUCCAACCCCUCGUGGAACCAGAUGGGGUCUUGGAGGAACCUGUGUCAAUGUGGGCUGCAUACCUAAAAAACUGAUGCACCAGGCAGCUUUGCUAGGACAAGCUCUGCAGGACUCUCGGAACUACGGCUGGAAUGUUGAGGAGACAGUUAAACACGACUGGGAGAAAAUGACUGAAGCUGUGCAGAACCACAUCGGCUCGCUGAACUGGGGCUACCGGGUGGCCCUGCGGGAGAAAAAAGUCACCUAUGAGAACGCCUAUGGGCAGUUUGUUGGUCCUCACAGGAUUAAGGCAACAAAUAACAAAGGCAAAGAAACAAUUUAUACAGCGGAGAGAUUUCUCAUUGCCACUGGUGAAAGGCCACGGUACUUGGGUAUCCCUGGGGACAGAGAAUAUUGCAUCAGCAGUGAUGACCUUUUCUCCUUACCGUACUGCCCGGGUAAAACCCUGGUGGUUGGAGCAUCCUAUGUGGCUUUGGAAUGUGCUGGAUUUCUUGCUGGCAUUGGUUUAGAUGUCACUGUUAUGGUGCGGUCCAUUCUCCUCAGAGGAUUUGACCAGGAUAUGGCCAACAAAAUUGGUGAACAUAUGGAAGAACAUGGUGUCAAGUUUAUAAGACAGUUUGUACCAAUAAAAGUGGAACAGAUUGAAGAAGGGAUGCCAGGCCGACUCAGGGUGGUGGCUAAGUCCACCCAAAGUGACGAGACCAUCGAGGGAGAGUACAACACGGUGUUGCUGGCAAUAGGAAGAGACGCUUGCACUAGAAAAAUUGGCUUAGAAACCGUGGGUGUAAAGAUCAAUGAAAAGACUGGAAAAAUACCUGUUACGGACGAAGAGCAAACCAAUGUGCCUUACAUCUACGCCAUCGGUGACAUCCUGGAGGGCAAGCUGGAACUCACCCCCGUGGCCAUCCAGGCCGGGAGAUUGCUGGCUCAGAGGCUCUAUGCUGGCUCCUCCAUCAAGUGUGACUAUGACAAUGUUCCAACAACUGUAUUUACUCCUCUGGAAUAUGGUGCUUGUGGUCUUUCUGAAGAGAAAGCUGUGGAAAAAUUUGGUGAAGAAAAUAUUGAGGUUUACCAUAGUUACUUUUGGCCCUUGGAAUGGACAAUUCCAUCAAGAGAUAACAACAAAUGUUACGCAAAAAUAAUCUGCAAUAUCAAAGAUAAUGAACGUGUUGUCGGCUUCCACGUCCUGGGUCCAAAUGCUGGAGAAGUUACCCAGGGCUUUGCAGCUGCCCUCAAGUGUGGCCUGACCAAAUCACAGCUGGACAGCACCAUUGGGAUCCACCCCGUCUGUGCAGAGGUAUUCACGACGCUGUCUGUGACGAAGCGCUCCGGAGGGGGCAUCCUCCAGGCUGGCUGCUGAGGUUAAGCCCCAGUGUGGAUGCUGUCGCCAUGACUCCGCACCACGGACAUCCCCGUGCCAAAUCCAAGGCCAAGUUUUGGGGAAGGUUCUCGGACCUGGGCACCUGUGUGUCCUGUGCCUCCACCACCCGAGGCCCCUUGGAUGUCGUGGGUAGGAGGUGGUAAGCGGAAGGCAGGCAGCAUCCCACUGGGGUCACCAUGACAGACUGGGAACUGACUCGGCAGAGCAUCGGAGCAUGCAUCCAUGAAGUCACCGGCCUCAAGCCCGUGUGGGUGGGCAGUGACGGAUCGUCUGCUGGGGCAGUUUCGGCGCCCUCACCUUUGUGGGUGCUCACUCUCUCUUCUAGCUUUUUAAUGUUGAUUACUUUUUUCCUUUUUUCUCCAUGGUAUUAAUGAUAACUAGAAAUGAAAAGUGUUAGCAGCUGAUUUCUGUCCAUGAGCAAGUUAGGGCUGGAUAGUGCAAACAAAGUGGCUCGUUGCGUGGAAGACUCGAGAUGGCUCACUUGUCCUGUGCAAGAGGCUGUCCCGGGGCUCCCGAGUGCUGGCUUCCCCCACCUCUGCAGCAGUGGCUCCCGAUAGGCCGUGUCCAGGCAAAUUCAUGACCGUCUCUGACCAAAUUCGCCCCCGUGCACUACAUCACUGAUGAUUGCUACUUUCCUAGUUGUGUUCGGGCAAGGAAAUGGCUGCUUGGCCGAGGCUGCACGGAGCCGGGUGGGACAGGCCGGCUUCGUCGCGGUGUGCGUGAGAGUCACAUCUUAAACGGGGAAAAGAGGAGUAAAUCUCCCUUUACUUAGCUUGUGUGUUGGUCUAAGUGAGCUGAGAUCUCUUGCAAAGGAAAACACCUGUGGAAGGCUUUCUUCGUGGUAGCUGUGGCGUUAAGCCAAACCCCACCGAGGACGACUCGACUUUCCUGGUGUGUCAGGUAGCUCUCCCCUCCCAGGAGCCACACUCGUAGGCCUUCCCACGCCUAUGUUAGCCCUCGCGCAGUCAUUGCUUUUUAAAAGAAGCUGUUAAUAGCCUAAGUUAUUAUUGAACACAGGUGGAUGUGAAGGAUUUUCAUUUAAAAACCGAAUGGUGUUGACUUUCUCUGUUGAAAGAACAGCUGCACCUGGCGGAGUGUGGCCGGCGUGUCUGUGCCUCGCCGCGUUCCGGCUUGUGUUAUGGCAAAGAGGUGCUCGCUCACAGUUACAGGCCCUGUGCGCCAUCCUGAGGAGGAGGCCGUCUUUGUGUAUUUGGACUCCAGACACGUGCUGUGGACACCCGCCUCCAAUCGGCAGUUCCCAGUUCUUGUGAUUCCCUCCUGCGCGCAUCUUGGCUGCAGCGCCGGCGGCUGGUCCCAAGCGCGCUUCUGGGUCACCGCGGGCACAUCUGGGCCGGCCUGGCCUUUGGUCAGCAGAGUGCCCGGCCCUCACCCGCAGGGCGCUGCUUCACGCCCACCCUCCCAUCCGGGUCUGUGAAGAAAACAGAAAAAGGAAGAAAGGACCCGGGGAAUGAGGUGGCCGACUGUCGCUGCUUUAUUUAUUGGUUUGAUUCGUUUUUCCUCCAAGUCUGCCAGUCUCUGGAAUUGGAACGUAGCCGCGUGAGCCGCUGCACCUGAUCAUGUUGUGAUUCUCUCUUCUUAGUGGCACGUGGGAGGCUCUGCCCCCACAGGAAGGAUCGUACUUUAUAGACUUGUCUUGUUUAGAUUCUGUCGUAGCCCAAUGUGUUAAAACCCGUACUAAAUUCCAUGUAUUUUUAUUACAAAUCUUCUGAGAAAACAAUGUGAAACAUUAAAAGUAUUGCU
Molecule: messenger RNA, 3683 nt
Organism: Talpa occidentalis (Iberian mole)
Lineage: Eukaryota; Metazoa; Chordata; Mammalia; Eulipotyphla; Talpidae
Gene: TXNRD1
Product: thioredoxin reductase 1
Exons: 17
Coding region: 222-1901 (559 amino acids)
Biological process (GO): cellular response to oxidative stress; glutathione metabolic process; cell redox homeostasis
Cellular component (GO): mitochondrion; cytosol
Molecular function (GO): thioredoxin-disulfide reductase (NADPH) activity; flavin adenine dinucleotide binding; glutathione-disulfide reductase (NADPH) activity
Source: RefSeq, a predicted model, not a curated record